Messenger RNA from Notodromas monacha, 1003 nucleotides. The record is from the annotation of a GenBank genome assembly. Lineage: Eukaryota; Metazoa; Arthropoda; Ostracoda; Podocopida; Cyprididae.
AGAGGGUUUAUUAUGCAUUAGGAUGGUUCAUACCGAUUUUAUUUUGUCUCACUGGUACCAAAUGGGUCAACAGGCAAUUUCCGUAAGGUUGCUGACAUUCUUCUGGUGGAUCUUUUCCAUUGUCCUGGUUGCAAUCUACGUGAGCAUGGUCGCUGAAAAAUACACCACUCUUCACUACGCCACACGCAUUAAAACCUGGAAAGACAUGAUUAACCAAGAUUACGUGCAGGUCGGUUUAGUACGAGGGGGAAGCACUGAGUCCUUCUUCAAGUCGAGUACGGUCCCAGAAAUCAAGCUGAUGUGGGAAAAAAUGCAGAAGCAUCCGGACUGGCUCGCAACUUCCUUGGCGGACGGGAUCCAACGAGUUCGAGAUGGCAACGGGCGCUACGCUUUUUUCGCGGAAACCCUGUCAGUGGAUUAUCUCAUUCAUCGCGAAUGCGAUUUGGUCAAAAUUGGACCGGAAUUGGGGCAGAGAAGCUACGGAUUUGCUCUGCAAAAGAAGUCCUUGUACACGCAUGCCAUCAGUGCUGCGAUCCUGCGACUGCAAGAACAAGGCGCCGUUCAAGCACUGUACACCAAGUGGUGGCAUGAUACAACUUCUGAAAACUGUGACCGGAAGUCGGACGAGGACAGACGGGUUGAUGCCAUUGAUGCUGGACACCUCAGAGGAAUAUUCGUACCAGUUAUCAUCGUGGCUUUCUUGGCAAUGUUCGUGGCACUAGUGGAACUGGUGUGGACGUGUAUUUGGCGAGGAGAUUUGUCCAAGCCAUUCUCAACUAGAUUGCGGAUGGAGCUACAGCAGAUUAUUGGCUUCAAUGUGCCGAUUUCCAGACAAGGACUGAGGAAUGAAUUUGAGCAAUGAAUCUCUUACGAUCAGACAUUCAAAUGAAGUAGAACUUGUGAGUUUAUUAGUGGUGAUUUUGCAUCUGCUGUUUGCAUGUUGUUGUUACAUCACAGCAGACGGAGAACCCGUGCUGAUAAAUAAAUUAUUGGAAUACGUAAA